AGAGGACUUACUAAUUAAUCAUUCGUUUGCGGGGACGUUUGCUGCUUCUUCCCUAUCAAAAUGGGGGAUAAAAAGGAUUUGGAAAAUGGGGAUGCCUUGGCGGAGAAGAUUCGUAAACCAAUUAAAUUGCCAGCGCUGCCAAAGAGUCUUAACAUAGAUGAGAAGAAAUAUCUCAUGGCUGUUGAGAGAGGUGACAUCGCGAAUGUUAGACGAAUGAUCCAAAGAGCACACCGCAAGAACCACAUAGAUUUAAACUGUGUGGAUUCUCUCGGUCGUGGUGCUUUGACUCUCGCUAUUGAUGGAGACAACCUGGAGAUGGUGGAACUCCUGGUGGUGAUGGGGGUACAGACCAAGGAUGCCUUGCUCCAAGCAAUUAAUACAGAGUUUGUUGAAGCUGUUGAAUUGUUAUUGGAACAUGAGGAACUGAUACACAAGCAUCCAGCACCAUAUAGCUGGCAAACAGUGGAUCCAACAACAGCGCUCUUCACACGUGACCUCACUCCACUUGUUCUAGCGGCACAUAAGAACAACUACGAAAUAAUCAAAAUCCUUCUCGACAGAGGUGCAACGUUACCAGAUCCUCAUGAUAUACGAUGCGGCUGCGAUGAAUGUAUAUUAGAUUCAACUGAAGAUCCAUUACGACACUCUCUUGCCCGACUCAACGCGUACAAAGCUAUGGCAUCUCCAUCUCUUAUAGCUUUAUCUUCUACCGACCCAGUUUUGACUGCUUUCGAACUGUCUUGGGAACUACGGAACCUGGCGUAUGCUGAACAGGAAUGUAAAGCAGAGUACCUUGAACUACGUUGUCAAGUGCAAAGGUUCGCUGUAGAUCUCCUGAAUCAGUCUCGAAGCUCUCAGGAGUUGGCCAUUAUCCUGAAUCAUGAUCCCGAGGAGCCAUUUGAAGAAGGAGACCAUAUGAAGUUGGCUAGAUUAGAAUUGGCUGUUGAUUUUAAACAAAAGAAUUUCGUAGCCCAUCCAAAAAUCCAACAACUUCUAGCGUCUCUAUGGUACGCGGGAGUUCCAGGAUUCCGACGAAAGUCAAACAUAGAGAAAGUUUUUAUCAUUAUGCGAGUUGCAUUACUAUUCCCGUACUACUGUCUACUGUAUAUGGUAGCACCGAAUUGCGAAACUGGGAAGCUGAUGAGGAAGCCAUUCAUGAAGUUUUUGAUACAUGCAUCGAGUUAUUUGUUCUUUUUACUAAUCUUGAUAUUGGUAUCACAAAGAGCAGAAGUGCAAGUCGUUCAACUAUUCGGGCCUGAGUGGAUGGUCAAGAAGGUAGAAGAAGAACUGAAGAGACAGAGGGGGAACGGCCCCACUGUUCUGGAAAUACUUGUUCUUAUAUACGUGAUUGGUUUCAUUUGGGAAGAAACACAAGAGAUGUACACGGAAGGCUUUCGCGCUUAUCUCCGCAACAUGUGGAACUUUAUCGACUUCACCCGAAACUCGUUAUAUGUGAUCGUUGCGUUGCUACGUUUUGUGGCUUAUUUUCAGCAAUUUGCUGAGAUACAACGCGAUCCCAACACAAGAUUUAUACCAAGAGAGCAAUGGGAUGAUUUCGACCCGCAAUUGAUUGCUGAAGGUUUAUUUGCUGCUGCUAAUGUGUUUAGUGCGUUGAAACUGGUGCAUCUGUUUUCAAUAAACCCUCACCUGGGUCCACUUCAGAUCUCGCUUGGGAGAAUGGUCAUCGAUAUCGUCAAGUUCUUCUUUAUAUAUAGCCUUGUGCUUUUUGCUUUUGCUUGCGGUCUGAAUCAAUUACUUUGGUAUUUCGCCGAUUUGGAAAAGCAAAAAUGUUACGCUUUACCCGGCGGUCUCCCGGAUUGGGAACAUGCGGGGGACUCUUGUACUAAAUGGAGAAGUUUUGGAAAUGUAUUUGAAGCGUCGCAGUCACUUUUCUGGGCGUCUUUCGGCAUGGUUGGUCUGGACAGCUUCGAACUGGCCGGUAUUAAAAGUUACACCAGAUUCUGGGGUCUGCUGAUGUUUGGGUCCUACUCCGUGAUCAAUGUGAUCGUUCUACUGAAUCUACUCAUCGCUAUGAUGUCCAAUUCAUACGCUCAUAUUGUUGAACAUUCAGACGUGGAGUGGAAGUACGCUAGGACAAGGUUGUGGAUGUCAUAUUUUGAAGACAGUCCCACAUUACCACCGCCCUUUAACAUACUGCCAACACCAAAGCGAGUUAUGAAGAUCUUCAGUCUGAUGGAGAAGAACAAGAAUGUUAAAGUUAAGGUGGAAAAAGAGAAAGAGGAUGAUGUGCGGUACACAGCAGUUAUGCGUGCGUUAGUAUGGCGUUACGUAACCGCUAUGCACCGGAAGCUGGAUGAGGACCCUGUCACGGAAGAUGAUAUUAAUGAGCUGAAGGGAGACGUAUCUGCAUUGAGAUACGAACUCCUGGAAGUGCUGGGAAGGAAUGGAAUGGAUGUUUCUUUCACUAAUCGAAAGGAAAAAGCCGUUCUUGGCAAGCGCAUGAAAGUGUGGGAACGAAGGCUGAUGAAGGACUUCCAAGUGGCUCCCGUCUCCGUUAUGGAUGACGAGGGGAAGCCAGCGAAUGAAGAUGCCCUCGCCAGGUUCCGCAGAAUCGCUAGAAUGGUCGCCGCUGCCAACAGUAAUGAUAAAUGGAAGCAAACGCUUGCUGCUACUGGAGUGUCUCUCUACAGCUCUCAAAUCGGCCGAUGCCGAACCCGUGAGUCGUUCAGAAGUCAGCAGAAACUGCAGCAAGCCAUUGAACAUGCUAAACGUCUUGUUAUGCGUUCACCGCUACCAGAAGGAUCCCGGUCCACAUCUCCGAUUCAAUUGCCAGUGUCUCCCGGUCACACACUGACGGAGCUGAUUAAGGAUAUUUCUCAGGAUGUUGGUGCUGUUGUUGAUAUGAGGACUCCAGUGCCUAAUAGGGUUAACGACAACCUCCUAAGUGUCCCGGGGUCAAUGCAAUCUCGAAGCCCUGCGCCUACAAACCGAGAAAGCAGCACAGGUCGUAAGCCACGAUCACGAAGCUCUUCACCAAAUCGACCUCGGAGCUCGAGUCCAAACCCUGGACCCUGCCAAACCCUUGCUGUUGGAGAUGUACGAUCAGUGGACCCAAGUCCAUUAAAAUCAAAACGCGUGACUGACCCCACUACGGUCCCAAAGGUGGUCAAAAGGAAACCGCCAUCACCACCCAAUGAUCAGCAAGUAACGGAUGCAGAUGGGUGCGGAGACGCCGUGGCAAGACCAGUUGCUGGAGAGCUUAGACCGAAGGGCACCCUGCCUCCUCCACCGUGUCAAAAAGCUAAGAUCCAAGCCCCAACAAUGGAGAUCACACCAUGUACUCCUAUAUGCCAACGUGCGUCAACAGCUGGUAUUGAACCAGCGCCAAAGGCAGAGUCUCAGGUGCCAGCAGUGCCAGUUCCUCCACCCAUGCCGGAUUCACCGGUCAAUUCUUCAGUGACGGAUAGUACGGAGUAUCUGAUACCAUCGCCGGAACCUCUACAGCAAAGAUCUUUGGACGAGAACAUGAGGAGUAUUAAGAAAACAUCGAAAACUUGGCUCUAAUUUAUAUUGAAAUUAUUGUUUUGCUAGUAAGCUUAACAUCCGUAGGAAAACAUUAUUAGAAUAUAUUUUUAGAAAUCCACGAAUAAUUUAAAGUAUUAUAUUUUCUACUUUUGUAUUAUGUAUAUAUUUGUGCCUUAUCAAAACCGUCCAAACAGUAUAUUUAAAAUUCUACUCGCUUAUAUUUAUAAUCCAUUGUUACAUUUAGAUUCACUACUCCUCCCUAUAUUUGUAUGAAAUUUCAAAAUUUAUGUUAUUGUAUCUCCAGUUCCCAAAGAGAUUGAUUAACGUGUCUCAUGUAUUAAGCGUGCGUCAUAUGUAAACCCUGCCACGUUAUUAAACAAUUAUACCAUUCUUGCACGUGUGAAAUGGUGUUAACCAAGGCUUAAAGUUGCUCCCUUUUUUAUUGCUUCAAUAUGCAAAAAUAUCUAAAUCACUUUUGUACGAUGUCAAACAAUUUGUUAUAAUAUUCUAAUUAAAGCAUAUCAUGUGUAAGUCGGCUGAUGUGCAUUAUAGUUUUCUUGCUUCUUUAUGUACACAACCUAUUACAUUUUGAUUAGUAUUUACGCGAGUACUACACUUUAGCUAUAUACUUGUUAUAGUAUAGGAGUAGUUAUAUAAUGGACAUGAAUAAAAAUUCAUAAUAAUAAUUUAUUUACAAGAAUAUGGUUUAUACAUGUUAUGGUGGUACAAUCUAAAGUACGCAUUCUGCCAUAAUAGGGUGCAAAUUUGUCUUAAAAAAUUAUACAUAGAAGUAUGUAACAUUACGAUUUUUAUAGUAAAUUCUUAUAUUAUUUAAGGUUAUAAAAUAUCAUAUUAUUAACUAUAAUGUUUCAUGAAAAUAGUCAUUAAUAGUAAUUUGAAAUUAAAUUAAUUGGAUUUUUCAUUUAUAAGAAUAUUUAUUUCGCAUCUGUGUAAUACAUUUUACGUAAGUGUAAUGAUAGUAGUUUGAUAUUGGCGUUUAUUUACGAAGUAUUAAUGAACAUUGCGUUAUUAUUAUUUGUAAUUUUAAGUUAAUAUUGUUAAGUUUGUCAAUGCCUACAAUGGUCAAUUAUUGCCAUAUUUUUGCUUAAAUUAAGACGUAUGAUAAAUAUUUACAUAGUUACAUUCGGUCUACUAAAUCAAAUGUUUCAGUGAAAUAUUUGAACGUGUAAAAGAUUUAAAUAUUUUUAUAACAAGAGUUGUUAAACUAAGUUCCGUAACUGUAAACAAUGUUAUGGUUUCUGACAGUUGUAAGACUGUAAGUUAAAUUGCUAAUAACCUUUCCUAAUUAUCUAGAAGCCUACGGCUGUUUUUAAUUUCUUGUUCGUCAAGCUUUUUGUUGUAUAAACUUAACCCUCUUUAAAACCAUCCCUAUCUAUAAAUUAGAUUGUUGGUUAUGUAACUAAUUAUAUAACAAAAUAUUAAUAUUAUUAUAGAAUAGCGAAUGUAUACUUUAAAAGCAAUGAUUUUUUUAUCGUUUAGUUUUUACAACAUAAUUUUUUGAUUGAAUAACGUUUCAGGUAACCUACGUAUUGCCUACUGUUAGUUUAUUUAUACUAUAGCAGUGUUGCCCUAGUGGCUUGAGCAUGUGCCUCCCAACCCAUAGGGCGUUCGAACCCCGGCUUCACGAAUGGACUUUCUAUGUGCGCAUUUAAUACUCGCUCGUAUGGGGAAGGAGAACAUCGUGAGAAAACCGGCAGGGUGACUAAACGCCGAUGGCGUGUUUCAGGUACACGCUGAUCACCUACUUGUCUAUUACAAAAAAAGAUCACAAACCAGAUACAGAAAUCGACGUCAAAACCUCAAGAGUUGCAGCACCACUGGCUUUCUUUACUAUCUGUUUCUCAAAACUGAAUAAAAAAAUCUUAAACAUAUUUAUUAACGUAAGUAUGUGGUGGUGUAAGUAUCGUAGAAGCGUGAACUGAACAAAGUAUGAACAGUUUUUAAAAGCCUACAAACAAUGUUUUAAAAAGGUUCUAUUUAGUUUUUAGUAUUUAAGGCAAUGUCAUGUUAUUCCACGUGUUAAAUACAUUAAAAUUAUAAGAUAUGGAGUGUGUAGUUUCAGCAUCGAAUUCGUGACAAAUAAAUGUCUGAUAGACCGCCCUAAGUGUGAUUUGAUUCCAUGUUAUUCGUUGCCGUUGUUUGUUCUUAAAAUAGGUCGAACAUAUUGUAAUAUUAUUCAGUACGAAUUGAUUACACAUUCCUUUGACACAAGCAUUGAUUGUAUCAAGAUUGUGACAAUGUAUUAAUUUUUGGUAAAGAAAAUUUCGUUUUGUUCGUAACAUUAUUUAAAAAUCAAUUAAUUUUAUUGUACUGUUAUCAUUACGGAAUAAUAACGAAGGGUGAUGGCGUCGCAAAUAUAUAAAGUGUCCUUCCUACGUGACAUAUUCCCACAUCAUAAAUUCAUUAUCAUUAUUAUUACUAGUAAGUCGUUAAUCGUUAAUAACUUCCGUUUCCUCAAGUUCACAUUCCGUUUCCUCUUUCUAUCCUUCAUUGUGAUGAAAAUACACAUUAUUGCUAUACUUGAUACCGAAAUGCUUUUUAUAAAUGACUAUUAAAUGAUUUUCAGUUGCAGUUCUUAGAUACCGUUAUGAUAAUUUAGAUUUAUUUAUUUAUAAGAAACUCGGUAGUGAGAAGUCAGUACCCAAUUAUUGAGAUUGAAAACAAAGUUAUGUGUUAUUGUUACAAGAUUGUUAACGAGUAAAGUUAUACAGAUUUUAAUCUUAUACACUAGCUAAAAAUGUUGUUUAGCAUCAUUUAUUCACAUAUAAUAUGUAUAACAGAUGACUAAAUAACAUUUUAUUGUAAUAGCAUCUGUGAUUUUGUAUAAUGUAAUAGUACAUUAUUUGAAAUAUUUUGUGUUUAUCUAAUUGUUAGUUGCCAGCCAUAUCUGUGAAUCAGCAAUAAAA
This is a messenger RNA of Pieris brassicae (large cabbage white), 6413 nucleotides long. It is a transcript of the gene trpl, whose product is annotated as transient-receptor-potential-like protein. Gene Ontology annotation, cellular component: membrane; cation channel complex. Gene Ontology annotation, biological process: calcium ion transmembrane transport; regulation of cytosolic calcium ion concentration; manganese ion transport. The transcript has 24 exons. Gene Ontology annotation, molecular function: protein binding; inositol 1,4,5 trisphosphate binding; store-operated calcium channel activity. The coding region runs from base 61 to 3525 and encodes 1154 amino acids. Lineage: Eukaryota; Metazoa; Arthropoda; Insecta; Lepidoptera; Pieridae. The record is from RefSeq and is a predicted model, not a curated record.